Molecule: messenger RNA, 1305 nt
Organism: Cyphellophora attinorum
Lineage: Eukaryota; Fungi; Ascomycota; Eurotiomycetes; Chaetothyriales; Cyphellophoraceae
Product: putative flavin-containing monoamine oxidase A
Exons: 4
Coding region: 1-1305 (434 amino acids)
Molecular function (GO): oxidoreductase activity
Source: RefSeq, a predicted model, not a curated record
AUGAGUACCACGCCGCCUAUAGUCGACGUAGCUGUCGUUGGCGCCGGCCUCAGUGGUCUACAGGCUGCACGAUUGCUUCAGCAGAAUGGAUAUGGCGUAAUAGCAGGAGUAUGGCGCCGCAUGGAUCAACGAUACGACGCAGUCGCGCAUCUGGCUCUAGCGAAGGAAUUCAACUUGACGCCGAUCGUGCAGGCUGCUGGCGGGAAAGUGGUUGCGGAGGAUCUUGAUGGCAGUUGCGUUUUCUUCGAAUACGGCAGCGUUCCUGCGUAUCCUUCGCCCCAGGACAGCAAGGCAUGCAUUGACCUGCGCGAUCACGUCGAUCUCUUGACAACGGAAGCCGGAGGUGCUCUUGACGAUCCAGCCCAGCGUCGCAUGCUCGAUAACAUGACAUUCCAGGCAUGGGUCUCAGCCCUCUUCAUACUCGAUUACAUCCGCACUAGUCUGGGUCUGAUGUCCAUCCGAGGUGAUCUGAAACAUGGCGGACAGCACCUCAGAAUCAGACAAGGAGUGUCUGCAUUUGGAGAAGGAUUGCUGGAACGUCUUGAGCCGGGAACAGUCAAGCUGAAUUCGCCCGUGCGCGCCAUCACGACGCUGCCAGGUGACAGGGUGCAGCUGAGAACGAUAGGCGGCAAGACAUUUCUAGCCCGCCGCGUUAUCGUGACGGUCCCAAGUCCAGUAUAUCGCACCAUUGCUUUCUCUCCGGCUCUGCCAGCCGCAAAGACAGCAUACGCAAACGCAACCAAGCUCACAGGGUACAUCAAGUACCUGCCAGUGUUCUCUAAGCCCUUCUGGCGGGGCCACGGCUUUUGCGGCCUGGGACAGUCGUUUGUCGGCCCAGUUUGCGUAUUCCGCGAUACAAGUAUUGACGCGGCCGACACACCUGGACCUGGCAGUGGUGAUCCCGGCGACCGAUCCCACAACUUUGCUCUGACUUGCUUUAUCGCUGGACGUAACGCGCGACGCUUCGUUGCGUAUAGUCCGGAAGAGAAGAGACGAGUCGUCAUGCAGCAGAUAAGUCGUAUGUUCAACAAGGGUGCAGAUGUGUCGGACCUUUUGAUUGAGGUACUAGAAUCGAGGUGGAGCAGCGAGCGAUACAACGGCUGGGGCUGCCCGAUACCGACACUUGGUCCUGGCGUGUAUAACACGUGCUUCGAUGCUUUCGUGGCUCCAGCAGGAAAAUUGCAUUUCAUUGGCAAUGAGACAGCGAGUUACUGGAGAGGAUACAUGGAGGGAGCUCUAGCAUCAGCCGAGAGAGGCGUAGCAGAGGUCGAGAAGUGUCUUUGGGAACGUAAAGCAUCGUUGUGA